Messenger RNA from Drosophila albomicans, 9016 nucleotides. It is a transcript of the gene cac, whose product is annotated as voltage-dependent calcium channel type A subunit alpha-1. Gene Ontology annotation, molecular function: high voltage-gated calcium channel activity; calcium ion binding. The record is from RefSeq and is a predicted model, not a curated record. NCBI's taxonomy places the organism in Eukaryota, Metazoa, Arthropoda, Insecta, Diptera, Drosophilidae. Gene Ontology annotation, biological process: chemical synaptic transmission; calcium ion import across plasma membrane. The transcript is spliced from 33 exons. Bases 558 to 6398 code for a protein of 1946 amino acids. Gene Ontology annotation, cellular component: voltage-gated calcium channel complex; membrane.
AAACAAAACAACAGCAACAACAAAAAAAAAAAACACAAAUAAAAAUUCAUAAAAAAGAAAAACAAAAAAACAACAGCAGAAUAAACACAUCCCAGUUAAAGUAGCAGCAUAAACAAAACGGUAGAUGAAAUAAACACAAAACUAGAACAGCAAAGCGAGAGACCGACCGACCGACCGACCCAGUAUAUAUAUAUAUAUAUAUAUAUAUAACACCCCAGAGAGCGAGAGGAAUUCGCAGUGGUGUUUCAAUAGUCCUCGGACCUCCAGAGCGCGUCGUACACUGUUGCCCCGACUGUUGCCAAAAUACAGUGGCUUCCCAAUUAAAUGUGCAGUUGCCACUAUUGUGCCAUGCGGACGGCGUGUCACUCCCGACAAAUGCGUAUUGUGGUUCACCUUGUGUAAUAUAAUUAUGGCCGAGCGGUCGUUACAAAAGUAUCAGAAAUUGGAUAUAGUGACGGUUGGAAGCAGCUCAGGAAGCAGUGCUAGCAGGGCAUCAACAGGACUCCUUAGGCGGGGGGCACUUGGGUCGAAAGGGAGCCCAUCGCUUAGCUGAUAGAAUGGGUGGCCCAAAAAAAGAGGAAAACCCACCAGGUGGUGGUCCGACGUCAUUGUUUAUCCUAACCGAGGAUAACCCAAUUCGAAAGUACACACGAUUCAUCAUUGAAUGGCCGCCCUUUGAGUACGCUGUGUUAUUGACAAUCAUCGCCAACUGUGUUGUGUUGGCACUAGAGGAACACUUGCCAGAAAGCGACAAGACAGUAUUGGCUCAAAAACUGGAAAAAACGGAGGCCUAUUUUAUAUGCAUUUUCUGUGUAGAAGCAUCGCUCAAGAUCAUUGCCUUAGGGCUUGUUCUGCAUAAACACUCCUAUCUCAGGAAUAUUUGGAACAUCAUGGAUUUUUUCGUUGUAGUGACGGGAUUCGUGACACUGUACCCAAAUUUGGGGCCCGAGGUAGACCUAAGAACACUUAGAGCCAUUCGUGUGCUACGGCCCUUAAAAUUAGUGUCUGGAAUUCCUAGUUUACAAGUAGUUUUAAAAUCUAUAAUCAAGGCGAUGGCACCUUUACUGCAAAUCGGUCUCUUGGUGUUGUUUGCAAUCGUAAUAUUCGCAAUCAUUGGACUCGAGUUUUAUUCGGGCACACUGCAUAAGACUUGUUAUAGCUUAGAAGAUCCAAACAAACUAGUGAAGGAAGGUGAAGUAGAGACACCCUGCAACUCAGAUAACAUCUUAGAAAAAGCGGGAGGCUCCUUUGUAUGUAAUAAUGCGACGAGCAUGUGUCUGGACAAAUGGGAUGGACCAAAUCAAGGCAUAACAAGCUUUGAUAAUAUUGGAUUUGCCAUGCUGACGGUAUUCCAGUGUAUCACAAUGGAAGGCUGGACUGCAAUACUAUAUUGGACCAACGACGCAUUGGGUUCAUCAUUUAAUUGGAUAUAUUUCGUGCCUCUUAUAGUUAUAGGCUCAUUUUUUAUGCUCAACUUAGUUCUUGGUGUUUUGAGUGGUGAAUUCGCAAAAGAACGAGAAAAAGUAGAAAAUAGACAAGAGUUUCUUAAACUUAGAAGGCAGCAGCAACUAGAAAGAGAGUUAAACGGCUAUGUUGAAUGGAUUUGUAAAGCUGAGGAGGUUAUAUUAGCCGAAGAAAGAACAACCGAAGAAGAGAAAAUGCAUAUUAUGGAAGCCCGUAGACGAAAUGCAGCCAAAAGAAAAAAGCUGAAAAGUUUGGGCAAAUCAAAGUCAACUGACACAGAAGAAGAGGAAGCUGAGGAAGAUUAUGGUGAUGACGGUUAUCUAAAAACUCGUUCGAAACCCCAAGGCAGUUGCACAGGAUUCUGGCGAGCCGAAAAAAGAUUCCGCUUCUGGAUACGCCACACAGUAAAAACACAAUGGUUCUAUUGGUUCGUCAUAGUUCUGGUGUUCCUGAACACAGUUUGCGUCGCUGUCGAACACUAUGGCCAGCCAACAUUUCUCACAGAGUUUUUAUAUUACGCGGAAUUCAUAUUCCUUGGCCUAUUCAUGUCGGAAAUGUUCAUUAAGAUGUACGCACUGGGACCUCGCAUUUACUUCGAAUCGUCGUUUAAUCGAUUUGAUUGUGUCGUCAUUAGUGGUUCGAUAUUCGAGGUGAUCUGGUCCGAAGUUAAAGGUGGCUCCUUCGGGUUAUCAGUGUUGCGUGCACUGCGACUGUUGCGCAUAUUCAAAGUCACCAAAUAUUGGUCGUCACUGCGCAAUCUAGUAAUUUCCCUGCUGAACUCAAUGAGAUCAAUUAUCUCGUUGCUGUUCCUGCUCUUCUUGUUCAUACUCAUAUUUGCACUGCUCGGCAUGCAGUUGUUCGGUGGUCAAUUCAAUUUGCCAGGAGGCACGCCUGAAACCAAUUUUAACACCUUCCCAAUAGCACUUUUAACCGUAUUUCAAAUCCUAACCGGCGAAGAUUGGAAUGAAGUUAUGUAUCAGGGUAUUAUAUCGCAAGGUGGUGCAAAGAAAGGAAUGAUUUACUCUAUAUACUUUAUCGUUUUGGUACUCUUCGGUAAUUAUACACUUUUAAAUGUGUUCUUGGCUAUCGCCGUCGAUAACUUGGCGAAUGCGCAAGAACUUACAGCAGCCGAAGAGGAACAAGUCGAAGAGGAUAAAGAGAAACAACUGCAAGAGCUAGAGAAAGAAAUGGAAGCCCUUCAAGGUGAUGGGGUUCACCUGGAGAAUGGUGAAGGCACUGUUGCCACUAGCAAAGGAAAAGGCAAAAAGAAGGUCGAAGAGAAAAAGGAGGAGGAAGAAGUAACGGAAGGGCCGAAGCCAAUGUUGCCAUAUUCAUCGAUGUUUAUACUUUCACCAACAAAUCCCAUACGACGUGGUGCCCAUUGGGUAGUUAAUUUACCAUAUUUUGAUUUCUUCAUAAUGGUCGUCAUCUCAAUGUCAUCAAUAGCAUUAGCAGCCGAAGAUCCCGUUCGUGAGAAUUCGAGGCGAAACGAAAUCUUGAAUUACUUUGAUUAUGCAUUUACCGGCGUAUUCACGAUAGAAAUGUUGCUGAAAAUUGUAGACUUGGGUGUAAUACUACAUCCUGGCAGCUAUUUAAGAGAAUUCUGGAAUAUUAUGGAUGCUGUGGUCGUUAUAUGCGCUGCUGUUAGUUUCGGUUUCGAUAUGAGCGGUAGCAGCGCUGGACAAAAUUUGUCAACCAUUAAAUCGCUUCGUGUAUUGCGUGUACUGCGUCCACUGAAGACCAUUAAACGUGUUCCAAAAUUGAAAGCCGUCUUCGAUUGCGUCGUGAACUCAUUGAAAAAUGUUGUUAACAUUCUAAUCGUGUACAUAUUGUUUCAAUUUAUAUUUUCUGUUAUUGGUGUACAAUUGUUCAAUGGAAAAUUUUUUUAUUGUACGGACGAAAGUAAACAUACUUCCGAAGAGUGCCAGGGCUCGUAUUUCAAAUACGAGGAAGACGAACUGCUGCCUAAACAAGAGAGGCGGGUGUGGAAGCCACGAAGCUUUCAUUAUGAUAACGUCGCCGCUGCCAUGCUGACGCUAUUCGCUGUACAGACCGGCGAGGGAUGGCCACAGGUCUUGCAACACUCAAUGGCUGCCACAUACGAAGAUAGGGGUCCAAUCCAAAAUUUCCGGAUCGAAAUGUCCAUCUUUUAUAUAGUAUAUUUUAUUGUAUUUCCAUUCUUCUUCGUCAACAUAUUCGUGGCCUUGAUUAUCAUUACAUUUCAAGAGCAAGGCGAAGCUGAAUUGCAAGAUGGCGAAAUUGACAAAAAUCAGAAAUCGUGUAUUGAUUUUACCAUCGGAGCUCGACCGCUUGAACGUUAUAUGCCGAAAAACCGAAACACUUUCAAGUACAAAGUGUGGCGCAUUGUUGUGUCAACACCAUUUGAAUACUUUAUCAUGAUGCUUAUUGUGUUCAAUACACUGCUAUUAAUGAUGAAGUACCAUAAUCAAGGUAAGAUGUACGAACAAUCACUCAAGUACAUCAACAUGGGAUUCACAGGCAUGUUCAGUGUUGAAACGGUAUUGAAGAUAAUCGGAUUCGGAGUCAAAAAUUUUUUCAAGGAUCCAUGGAAUAUUUUCGAUCUGAUUACCGUAUUGGGCAGCAUUGUGGAUGCACUCUGGAUGGAAUUCGGGUCGAACUCAAUCAACGUUGGCUUCCUGCGUUUGUUUCGUGCGGCGCGUCUCAUAAAAUUACUCCGUCAAGGAUAUACAAUACGCAUUCUACUUUGGACAUUUGUACAAUCAUUUAAAGCACUUCCAUACGUCUGUUUGCUUAUAGCAAUGCUAUUUUUUAUAUACGCCAUUAUUGGCAUGCAGGUAUUUGGAAAUAUCAAACUAGGUACAUUGGAAAAUUCUAUUACUAGGCACAACAACUUCCAGUCAUUUAUACAAGGCGUCAUGUUGCUCUUCAGAUGUGCGACGGGCGAGGCGUGGCCAAACAUAAUGCUCGCCUGUCUGAAGGGCAAAGCCUGUGACGAUGAUGCCGAAAAGGGUGCCGGGGAAUACUGUGGUUCGACAUUGGCCUACGCAUAUUUCGUAUCGUUUAUAUUCUUUUGUUCAUUUCUAAUGUUGAAUCUGUUCGUGGCCGUCAUCAUGGAUAAUUUUGAUUAUCUCACAAGGGACUCCAGUAUAUUGGGUGCUCAUCACUUAGACGAAUUUGUGCGCAUAUGGGCGGAAUAUGAUCCAAAUGCGACUGGUAGGAUACAUUAUACCGAAAUGUAUGAUAUGCUGAAAAACAUGGAUCCACCACUGGGAUUUGGCAACAAGUGUCCCAACCGUCUUGCCUACAAGAAACUUAUACGAAUGAAUAUGCCACUCGAUGAUGAAUUAAGAGUACAAUUCACUACAACAUUGUUUGCACUGAUUCGGGAGAAUCUGAGCAUUAAAAUGAGAGCUCCUGAGGAAAUGGAUCAGGCGGAUAUGGAGCUCAGGGAAACGAUCACAAACAUUUGGCCGCUGCAGGCCAAGAAAAUGUUAAACUUGUUGGUUCCACCCAUUGAUCAGUUGAAUAAGGGAAAACUUUCAGUUGGUAAAAUCUAUGCAGGUUUCCUGAUAUUGGAAUCUUGGCGAAAUACGAGAUUUGGUCAAAUUGAUUCAGGCAUGCCGCGGAAGAAACCUGAAGAUGAUGAUGAUCGUAAAUAUAGCCCAACGGCAGUCGAGGAGCCGAAACAAUCAUUCUUUAACUGUUUGCUCGAUAUGGCCGCCCUUGACAAAGGAGGAUCGCGACAGGGCUCCAUAAGUUUCGAGCAGAACGGGGAAGGAGCCGCCAACUCACAGACACAUUUAUUAACGAGCACUCAUCACGCUAACGGUGAUGUCGAACACAACAGUUUGGCAACACUAGCACGUCGGACGACGAUCAGAAAGCGAUCUGUUAGAAACAAAAAGGUGAAUAAGUUUGAUAAACUCCAAGCGAUGCUGGAACUGCAAGAUGCAUCGAGGCAUCCAUCACAAGAAUCGUUGACUGGCGCCGAUGCGGGCCAUUUACAUCCUGGACAUUCGUACAUGAAUGGCCAUCGGCAUUCGCCUAGUUUGAGACACAACGGCUCUCCAUUAGCAAGAUCUCCAAGUCCUAGACGGCGUGGCCAUCAAUACAUACAUCAUGAUAUCGGAUUCUCCGAUACCGUAUCUAAUGUUGUAGAGAUGGUCAAGGAGACUCGCCAUCCAACUAGGCAUGGCAACAGCCAUCCACGGUAUCCAAGAGGUUCAUGGUCAGCAUCGACAAGUCCGGCCCGUUCGCCUUCGCCUUCUCGUUACGGUGGUCAUUUGUCUCGCAGUAAACGCACUCAACUGCCUUAUCCCACAUAUGGGACAACAAGUUUAUGUCAAAGAUCACGAUCGCCGAGUCCCGCUCGACUUCAGGAGAUGCGUGAACGAGACAGACUUGGUUAUGGGAUUGAUAUGGGUGGCACCCAUGUGCAGCACAGCUACCCGACGCUAGCCUCUCGGAGGGCUGGCAUUGGGCGACGCCUACCACCGACUCCAAGCAAACCGUCGACAUUGCAGCUUAAGCCAACCAAUAUUAAUUUCCCCAAACUGAAUGCGAGUCCUACACACACGCAUCACUCAACACCUCACAGUGUUCACUCGCUGCCACAUCACCGCGACCUACUGCGGGACCCAAGAGACGUGUAUUAUAGUAGAAGAGAGCGCGAGUGUGAUCGAGAACGCUUUAGAGAUCGCGAUCGAUUACAUGAGUACGAUCUGCGAUACGAGUAUCGAGAUCGGGAACGAGAGUUAUACGAGCGUGAAUGCGAUCGUGAACGGGAAGUGGAAAGAGAAAGACUGGAAUACAUAGCACCGUUAUCGUUUGAACAAGCGCUAGCUAUGGGCCGAACGGGUCGUGUACUGCCAUCUCCGGUUCUUAAUGGUUUUAAGCCAAAGAGCGGACUUAAUACUCGACAUUCCGAUUCGGAUGAGGAGGAUUGGUGCUAGCAAAGGCUUUGAUUGCGAUCGCGUAAUCGAAACGAACAGAUCUGGGUAUAGCAUCACGCCAUUUGCUCAUCGUUAUCAGCACCAAAUUUAGAUCACAAUUUUGAUACGAUACGACGACGAAAUGAGAAUCGUUAUUAUAAUACCACCAUGAAAACAACAACAACAACAACUGCAAAAGCAACAGCAACAACAACACCAGUAACAUCAAUAAUAGCAACAGGAGCAUCCAAUAUCAAAUUGUCUCUAGAAAAUUCAGAUCCAAAUCGUCAGCCGCAAUCGCAAAACAAAAACCUAACGAAGAAACAUCCAGUCACAUCCAGUUCCGAGUAUUACUCGUAUAGCGACGCUUCUCCAUUGAAAUUGACUGUUCCAAUAAUGACAGUGUCAUCAUUACCAGUAACUAGAACGACAUCAUCGCAAUCGGAUAUAUUAGUAAACAAGCAACACAGAAAAAAUAUAGCAACUGCAAAUGCAACUGCAACUGCAACAACUGUAACACCAAUGACACCAACAAAUCAAACAAUGAUAUUACCAAAUACAAUAACAACAUCAGUAGAUAUUAAAAGGGUUUAUUCGGAUAACAAUAUUAAUUAUAAUAGCAUCACAGCUAACGAUAGAUUUACCUUAUCUGCCGACUUAGAAGAUCAUCAUUAUCACGAGCAUUACCAAAAUCAGGAUCAUCACAAUCUAAUACAACAAGAACGAGAACAAGACGAACACCAACAGGAACAUCAAAUGGAUUGGUAUCAUACACUUUAAUAGCAAAAAAAAAACAAACAAAACAAAACAAAAUCCAGAACCAGAACGCGCUGAAAUGUAUAAAAAACAAAAACAAAAACUUAGAACAAAAAAAAAACAAUGGAAAGGAAAGGAACACAGAAAAGUGAAUAACUAGUAAAUGACAGAAACGAUGUGAAACAAAAACAGAAAAAAAAAAACGUAUUGUAUGUAGGUAACACCUAAAAAUCUUUUGAACAUAUUUAGAAUAUAGAAUAUAAGUAGGUAGUAUCUAUGUAUAUGUACAAUAUGUAGGUACUCGCAUACAUUAUAUACAUAAUAAGUCUAGUAGUCAUCUAGUACAUAUUUACAUGCAUAAAACUUGAUGAAUCUGUAAUCCAUUUACAAGCGUUUUUGUCUUGUUUAUAUAUAUUUAAAGUUAAUAAUUCAAUUAUGUACAUUCAAAUGCAGAACUAUGUAUAUUUAUUAUUAUACGAUUGUGUAUAUUAACAAAUAUUAUUAUUAUUGUAGGUAUCAAAUUUUUGUAUUAUGUAUUAUGUAUUUAUGUACGACUACGAGUAUACUACAUAGCAGCAAAAAAACAAAAAACAAAACCAAAAAAAAAACAAGUGAGCGCGUUUUAAUCACCUACGGAUGCAUUCGAUUCGAUAGUAUAUACACAUAUACAUAAAUAAAUAUAUAUAUAUAGAAAGAGAAAGAGAAAGCAGCGGGGAUAUUCUUUUGAUUAAUAAGUACAUGAGAUAAACACUUGCCGAAGUGUGCAUGAAAUAAUGUUAAGAGUUGAUCGUUUUGUGAAUUUGGUGACUGUUUUGUGUGAUUGAGUCUGUUUUUUGGAAUAUUUGUGAUCGAGUGAGUGAAUGAGUGACUUGUGUGUAAAUCUUAGGCAAUGUAUGAGUAAAACCAACUAUAAUUAAAUUGUUUGUUUUUUUUUUUUGUCAUGUAUAUUUAAUUUUUUUUUGUUUUUGGGAAAUUGUUUUUCUGACUUUCGAUAACUGCGAAAUCAGCAACUAUAAAUUCCAUACACAUAGCGAGUAAUAUAGAUUUUUCUGUUGCUGAUUCCGAUUCCACAAAUAGAAGUGCAUUAUGUUGUUGAAUUUUGUCGUCUUCCUUUAACUAAAUACUACAAAACAUAUAUAGACAAAGAAAAGAAGGAUCUACUCUCAUCCAAUAUGUAGGAUGAGAAUACUACAAACAUACUUACAUACAGAUUUAUGUUAUACUGUUGUUAAAAGACAAAAACAAUCCUCUAGAAUAUGCAAAUAUAUCUUUUCGCGUCAUUCAUUUGUUUCGUGAUUCGCAUUUCGCGUUUCGCGUUUCAUCGUACAGACCUCUUUGUAUCUUUGCAUAUGCACACAAACAUAUUCUUGCGUACACACAUAGACAAUGUACAUGCAUACAUACUUGUGUGUACAUGGUAUAUAAGUAUGUAUUUGAGUACAUACUUAUACGAUGAUAAUAUGUAUAGAUACAUUUUUUCAGCGAAUCUUGCAAUAGAAAUGCAGCUAAGUGACAACAAAAACAAAACAAAGCAAGCAACAAAAAAAAAAAAAACAAAAAAACAAGCUUGAACAUAACUUUAACAGAUAUACAUACAUCUAUAACAUAUAGACACACACUAGUGACAUUCUAAAUCAAAAACCAAUUAGCGUAUAUAUAGUUGAAUCUAUAAAUCAACAUCUGGAUGUUGAACGCCGGAAUAUUAAAGAGCGCACAAAUAUUGUACUUUAACAGAUGAAAUCCAUAACUUAAGUAAAUAAAUAAAGCAAAAAACAAACAAAAAAAAUCGUGAAGCAGCCAUGCGAAAUUACACAAUACGUAUUCUUAGCUCAUAUGUAUGAAAGCAAACACCAAAAUGAGUAAAACAAAAACAAAAAAAAAAA